Messenger RNA from Theileria equi strain WA, 2283 nucleotides. RefSeq lists its product as hypothetical. The transcript is spliced from 5 exons. Gene Ontology annotation, cellular component: nucleolus. NCBI's taxonomy places the organism in Eukaryota, Apicomplexa, Aconoidasida, Piroplasmida, Theileriidae. The coding region runs from base 1 to 2283 and encodes 760 amino acids. The record is from RefSeq and is a predicted model, not a curated record. Gene Ontology annotation, molecular function: RNA binding; protein binding. Gene Ontology annotation, biological process: ribosomal small subunit biogenesis.
AUGAAGGAAAUUAAAGGCGCUGGCGCUAGGCCUGGAAGAGCUCGAAAGGCCAACAACAUGUAUAGAGGCGUGACUGAUGCUUCUAGUGAAGAAUCAAGAUAUAACGUUAAACUAGGUAAGACUCGCAAACAGAAGCGCAAGCUGGAACGCAAGAACACCAAAAGGAUACGCCAUGAAAAGAAGAUGGACUGGCUAAAGAGACGUAAAGGUGGUAAAACAGAGGACUACGAAGAUGAAGAGGACGAUGUAGAUGAGGAAGGAAGCGAUAGGGAAGAAGAGGAAAUUGAAACUGGACCAGAAAAACACCAAAACUCGGUGAAAGAUAUGGAAUUAGAGUAUUUGGAACACCAGUUAAUGAAAAAUAGAAAGGGAAAGAAACAAGGUCGCAAUGGAAAAGUGGACUUGCUACAAGAGCUAAAGUCUGAAUUCCUGAAUGAUGGUUUUGAUGACGACUUCCUAGAUUUUCUAUCAAAUAUUACGCGAAUCGCUGAUAAUGAAGUUGUUCUUGACAGAGAUUCUGCUCCGGAAAUGCCACAAAGCAGAGGAAUUGAGGAUGAUGACAAUCAAGCUGAGGACGACGAAGAGGAUUAUGAUGAAGAAGAAGAGGAAUACGGAGAUGAACCAUCUAGUGACGAUGGAAAUAAAAAACGAGUCAGGUUUGCUCCAGAGGUUGUCAAGCCUAGCAAACCAACAAAAUUAGAUAAACCUGUGAAAGAACCUCCAUCGCUUGAGACUUCUAGAAAACUGCAAAUUGGUCUCGUAAAUCGUUUGUCAGAGGGGAACUUUGCGGUAAUCACGAAGGAGCUCAUUGGUGUAUAUAACGAUCUAAUCUACCAUGAUAUGGAUGGUGAUGAAAAUGUAGUACCAGAGUCAACACUAAAGAGUAUGGAUUCAUUAAUAGAAGGCUUGUGUGAUUGUAUUAUAAAAAUGGUUAUUGAGGAUGUAAAUACCGUUAUCUCGCUGGUGACAAUACAGACGGCUCUUAUCUGUUCAUUGGCCAGCAAUAUAUCCAUAAAUGUUGGUUAUAUUUAUUGCAGUAAGAUACGGCGUUCUUUUGAUGCUUCAUUGGAUGUUCUUUUCGACAACAUCGAUGGUGAAGAAUUGAGUAAUUCAAAACUAGUUGCCAGAAACUGUCUAAUAUCCUUUUCCGCACUCUUUUACUUUAAGAUUGUUGGUGUUGAUGUAAUAUUUGAUCUCAUUAAAUCAAUUACCAAGAAUGAUCUCACGGAGCAUACAGCCCAGCUUUUGAUUAUAAUUUUAAAAUACUCUGGAAACGGAAUUAAAAGUUCUGAUGAUACAUCGUUUAACAGUAUAAUGGAAUAUCUAAAUUCCCUGAUGGAAGGUUACAAGGCAGUUCACGGAGAUUUGAGUAACAGUCGUCUACGUUUUGUUGAUCAAGAAAUUCAGUCGUUUAAACUUUCAAAGACAGGAAAACCCUUGGAUAACUUUGAGUUUUUAAAAAAUGUGAUAAGGGACUUUUCUGUGCAAGAUCAUAGAAUUGAGAUCAGCUCUGAUGAUUUUUUCAAGUUUGACAAGGAAUAUAGAAAGGGAAAGAAUUCUCCACACGUCAUACUGGGUAAUAUAAGGUCUGAUAUGGCAUUGGUCUCCGCAAAAUCUUCUCAAUCUUCCAAUCCAACUACAAUCCUGCUACAAAAAGCUGGGAAACUUGGUCUUUACUCCAAUAGUCAGAAGUCCACAUUUAUCGCAAUUACUGGUUCUCUGAGUCCUGUUCACGCGGUGGAACGAAUUAUGGAUCUUGGACUAAAAUCAAGCAAGUACCCAGAGAUUGUGUCUACUGUUAUUCGUUGUUUGAUGGCGGAGAAAUCUUUUAACGAAUUCUACCUUGAGGUUACAAAAACCUUGUGCAAACUUCCUUCUGUGAGUGGAAAAAGAUUUACUCGUGCUACUGCAAGUGCAGUAAUCGUACAAAUACAAAAUCUCGAACACACAAGUACCAAAAAGGCAAACUUAUUUGGCCGAUACUAUGCUUCAUUAAUUCUUUCAAAGCUGCUCCAACUUCGUAUAUUGAGGUUUUUGGACGCUCAAAUGCCAGCUUCGAUGUUAUCUUUUGUAAAGAUCGUAUUCGUACACUUGAUUACAAUGACCCCUCAAGACAUGGAAGAGUACGUAAUUGCACAAUUUCUAUCUUUGGAGUCGGAGAAGAUAUUCACAACCCUGACAAGUCUUUGGAAGGAAACUCUCUGCUCGCACUGUACAAAUGUAGUUUCUGAAUUGGCUUGCCCUGUAAUACUACUAGAGGCUGCCAAACGGAUAUUUCGGUAA